AAGCCGAUAUAUUUGACAAUUUCAAAUAAGAACAAGCACGCAGAAACAGAAGAGUGAAAACAAAACACAUGUAGAGAAAAAAAAGCAGCAGCGAGCAAAGAAAUUUGGUGAGCGAUUUUGUUAUCGCGUCAAGCAUUAAUCAUAUCUUAAGUCUCUGGUUAGUAGUAGACUUGAAACGGAGCAACAGUAACACCACAUUAUAAUUCGUUGGCAGAACACAAACACAUCGAGUCGAAAUAAAAAGUUCUAAGGAAAAAAUUUGUCGUGUGUGUGUCAGCACCGCAGUUUUAUCGAAUUUAUUGAUUACGUGGAAAGCGCAAAGUAAACUUGGAUAAUAAAAUAAGUUUUAAUGAUAGAACACUUGGUUUGAUCGAGUCGUUGGAUGCAGUCUUGGAAAAGAGCUUCCGUGGAACCAUUAAUCAACACGUAACCAAUAGUCGACCAACACGACCAACGGACACGUCAGGCUCAAUUUGGAAUCAUUUUUGUGAUAACAAUCGGCAACGUAUUUAUAAAAAAAACUAGGUUUAUUGUGGUUUAAUUGGUCAUAGCAGCGACAUUAUUCGGUCAACAUGAGCAGGAACAUGAAUAUCGUUUUAAUUUGUGUGGAAUUGAUUUGUCUUGUGAAAUUAUCGUAUGCAUACGAGGUGAUUUAUGCUGUGAAUUCGGGUGGUGGUGCUUUUACCGAUUCGCACGGCACUUUCUAUGACGCAGAUCCACUGGAAGGAAAAACUGGAACAGCAUCCGAUUUCGGUAAACAAUUGAGUAUCGGACGAGUGCCCGAAGAAGAUGAACUAUUAUAUCAAACAGAACGAUAUCAUGUCGAUUCAUUCCACUAUGACAUUCCCAUACCCAGUGAUGGUGAAUAUACGUUGGUGCUAAAAUUUUCCGAAGUUUACUUCAACAGUGUGGAUAAAAAAGUGUUUGACGUGGUUUUAAAUUCGGCGCAUACAAUUGUCAAAAAAUUGGACAUAUUCAAGCAGGUUGGCAAAGGUGUUGCUCACGACGAAGUCAUCUAUUUCACCGUAUUGCGGGGAAUGUUACGGUAUGAACGAGGCGAAUCCAGAGUACGGAAUGGUCAAGCACGACUUGAAUUUGUCAAAAUGAAUGGUUUCGAUAAUCCAAAGGUCAAUGCAAUCAUUCUCUUCAAAGGACACAAUCGCAAAGACUUAGACCAAAUUCCACGAAUACAGUCCAUCGAAGAGUACUAUGAUCAAGGUGUAAAAGACAAAAUGGAUGCGUACGAACCGGAUGAGGAUACAAUUCGAAAUAUUCGCGAUGAAGUGCAACAAGAAGCGCCGAAGAUACGUAAAACCAGCGGACCAAAGCAACAAAAUCCAUACGCACUCGACGACUCAUCGACCAUGCUGCCGAUUUUCAUUGCGAUUGGCGCUUUUGUUCCACUCUUAUUUUGCCUAUGCAAAAUGUGAUCGAAUCAUCACAAUUGCGCCAAUCGUAAUAACCAUAAGCCAAGUGUUAUUCAUCAGCACAAAACAAAAGCCAUAUUUUUUGGUGAUUUUACUAGCUAAAUAUUAUAUGAUUAUGUACGCAAUUCGGAAUUCUUUAACAAAGAGGAAAAAAAAACGCGCGAGUGCAUUGAAUUCGAUUCGGAGUAUGAAAUAAGUAUUCUAGGAAAGAAUAAAAACAACAACAGCCGCACAUGCAAUGUUUCAAAUCUUCCUGUGUUUAUAUUCACUCACAAAUUUAUUAUUAUUAGAUAAAUUUUGACGACACAAGCAAACGAGACAAAAACAAAUGUGAACGAAUAUAUAUAUAUAUAUAUAUAUAUAUAUAUGUUAAUGUGGCGAGUGCUGUUUCUAAUGAGUUAUUGUGACCGACUGAUUUCACAAUUAUUAUUAACUUGUUCUAUUUUUAGUUAUAUAUAUAUGUAAAAUGAGAGAAAAAAAUGAACAAAUUGUAUUCAGUUUUUUUUUCAACAGCCUCACAUCGUGUGAAAAUGGAAUAGAAUUAAUUCUACAAUGAUUUAACAACUAUAUAAGAAGAACAACACAAAAAAAAAAUUUGGGUGAAGGGACAAGGGAGUUUAUUUUUAAUUAUAUAUAUUUCCAUGCAAUCUCGUGCAAUCUCAUUCUCUCUAUUACCUUUUUUUCUUAAAAUUUCACAUCAGCAUUUUGUUUCUCCAUCGCAAAAUGUGCAAAUGUUUAUUCCACAUUGAACUUACUUUUUAACUUUGUGAUCUGUAUUUUUUAAAAUCAAUGUCGCUUAUCAUAUAAAUGCAUAUGUACUUAAGCGAGCGAAUUGAGUGCUUCUCAGAAUAUGAUUAAGCCCAAAAAAAAAUUGUAUCACGUAUCUACAAUCUACGCAUAGACGUGUAUGUGUAACUUAGUUAAAUAUAAAACAAUUGAUUUGUUGAUAAAGACAAUUGAAUUUAAAUCAAUUCUUUUCCGUGUGUUGUAUUGAUGUAAGCGUAAGGAAUCUCCAUGGUCCAACUAUGACAAACAAAUAAAAUUGCAAAAUUGAAAAUGAACAAAA
This is a messenger RNA of Sitodiplosis mosellana (orange wheat blossom midge), 2493 nucleotides long. RefSeq names its product malectin-A. The transcript has a single exon. Gene Ontology annotation, cellular component: membrane. NCBI's taxonomy places the organism in Eukaryota, Metazoa, Arthropoda, Insecta, Diptera, Cecidomyiidae. The coding region runs from base 573 to 1430 and encodes 285 amino acids. The record is from RefSeq and is a predicted model, not a curated record. Gene Ontology annotation, molecular function: carbohydrate binding.